Lactuca saligna is the source of this 381-nucleotide messenger RNA. NCBI's taxonomy places the organism in Eukaryota, Viridiplantae, Streptophyta, Magnoliopsida, Asterales, Asteraceae. The record is from the annotation of a GenBank genome assembly.
AUGAAAACUGCAAAAGCCAUAUCCAGAAAAGAUGCGGAUGUUGUCGAUCCUGAAUAUGGUGAGCCAAUGAAGAUCAUACUGUGGCCAGCAACAAAACAACUGAAAGACAUUCCUAUCCCUCAACACUUUCAUGAAGGAUAUCUUGACAACAUGGAAUUUUGGGCAUAUGAUGAUGAAACUGCCACUGCUUCCAUUAAGUUCAAGAAUAAAGAAACAUUAAUGAGGCUUAUUUGUGAAAAAGAUCUUCUCAAAUUCAGAGAAAAUGACAUUCGUAACUUGGUUCUUCACCAAAUCAUUUGCAAAAAAGAAGUCAUGGAGGCUGUUGCCAAGGAAUUCACUGGGAUGCUCGCCCCUAUCAUCAAUGGAAUAUUUGUUGGAUAA